CGGGUCCCGGCCCCGCUGCUCGGUGCGCGGCGGCGGCGGCGGCACCGGAGCGGCGGCGGGGGGCUGGGGCGCGUCGGCCCCGCAGCUGCGGCUCGUUGCGCUCCGCUCGGCCCCGCUCCGCCCGGCCCGGCCCGGCCAUUAACAGCGGCGCGGUCCCGGGACGCCGCAUGUGAGCCGGGAGGGCAGCACCGCCCCGCACCGCCCCCGCACCGGCCCCGCGGAGCUCCAGAGCAGCCGGUACCACUCCUGCCCCUCUGCCCCGGCACCCCACCACCCCACCCCACCAUGAGCAACCUCAACAAGGACACCGAGCACACCAACGGCAGCGGCAACGUCGAGGAGGAGGUACGUACGCUGUUUGUCAGUGGCCUUCCUGUGGAUAUCAAGCCCAGAGAGCUCUACCUACUCUUCCGACCGUUCAAGGGUUAUGAAGGGUCACUGAUCAAGCUAACUUCAAAGCAGCCAGUUGGCUUUGUGACCUUUGACAGCCGGGCUGGUGCUGAAGCAGCAAAGAACGCCUUGAAUGGCAUCCGCUUUGACCCAGAGAACCCCCAGACCUUGCGGUUAGAGUUUGCUAAAGCCAACACAAAGAUGGCCAAGAGCAAGCUGAUGGCCACACCAAACCCCACCAAUAUCCACCCUGCCUUGGGUGCACACUUCAUUGCACGGGACCCCUAUGACCUGACUGGAGCGGCUCUUAUUCCAGCAUCCCCAGAAGCAUGGGCUCCCUACCCACUGUACACUACGGAGCUAACCCCUGCCAUCCCCCAUGCUGCCUUCACAUACCCGGCAGCUGCUGCUGCGGCUGCUGCUCUUCACGCUCAGUGAACUCCAGCCAUGAUGCCAGCGCAGGCUAGCCCUGAAGCUCAGAGCUGUCCCUGGAGAUGGGACACCCUAGUGAUGCCUUAUUGCAGCUAGUGGAGUGGCUGUACUACAGCUCCAUUCCUAGAAGUGUUAAGCAUGAUGGCAGCCACGUCUGGGAAGACUGGUAAGGUAACCAUCUCUCCUCCAAGGUGCACCAUGGGAUUUGCAAGCUUCUGCCCAUCUCUGUAGCCCGUAUCUCCUUGGCAACCCAGUGCAUGGGCCUCACGCUACCCACCCACCAGAGCCUGGGGAAUGAGAUACCAGGCCUUCUUUCUAACCCACAUCUCCAACUUGGCAGCACAUGACAUGGCGCACACAGCAUGGCACCAUCUUACAUCAACUUCUCCCAGCUGAGCCAGGCUCAGCCAUGUCCCACCAGUGGGAGGGGAGCAGCCCGGUUGAGCUGGGGCAGAGACAACCCUGCCACUCGGUGUGAAAGAAACCUGGUUUCUCCCCAACCAUGACCCUCUGAGGGCAACCAGAAAUACACCUUGACCUCACUCUUGGCACAUGGUGGGGGCGGUGAGUGACGUGAUAGUGAUAGCACACAACUAAAUUCUAGUGGGCACGUUAGACAACAGCACUUGUCGGUCACUUUGUUCCAGAAUUGCAUACCGGGACAGACCCUGCCCUUAAUUGUGGGUCUAAUCUCACCUCUUUCCUCUCCAGUUACUGGAAAUGGAACAAGUUCCUACCUGGAGCUUGGCUUCUCUUUUGCAACCUGAAAUCGCAGGCAGGAUGCAGGUCUUGAGCCAUAAUGAGGGGAAUCGGCAGCCUGGGAGAGAUGGGAGCGGCGUAGGAAACUGGGAGCUUUGGAAGAGGGAAGAUGGCCUGGCCUGGGACUGGUUGGCAGGAUGGAGGCUGUGGUUAGCUCUAACUGAAGGAACAGAGUCCUGGCUCACUUCUUGCAGUGGUUCUGGGUAGACUUUUUUUAUAUAUGCCCCCCUGCUGCAUGGUAGUGAUGUUGGGGAAAGAAGUCAUCAAAGCUGGGGGCCCAGGUCUGCCUCUGACCUUGGAAGAAUGAGAUGCAAAGAUGUGCAGAGUUGAUCCCCUGGGAAGAUGGGGAGAGCUUGACACAAGCAUGGAGACAAUGAUACAGCUGGUCUUGUUCUGCUUGGACCUUGUGACCAGUUUCAUCUAUUGUUUGUGUAAUGGAGUUGGGAUGCAUUGUGUCUCUGAUGUGAAAGCAAUUCUUUUGGGCUGUCUCUAAGUCAGGCUCUGAGUGGGCAGUAGGACACACCAGGGGCUAUCAAUGCUCUUGGGGCUCUUCUGCAAAGAGGUGCCAGCUGUGGCAGCACCCCCAGGGGCUGGGCUCUGCUAUGGGCAGGGGUGGACCUGGGAAGCAGGGGCUGGAUGCAGGACUGGUUCAUGAGAACAGGGUGAGGCUGGUGGUGGUUACAUUAUGGUGCUUCUAGGAGACUAGGCUGGUGCAUUGGGUACCCAGAGCCCAGGAGCCUGUCUGUGGUAGAUGCUUCCAAGACAGGGAGCAGGUCAUGGAGUGAAGUUUCACAGGUGCUAAUCCUUUUAGGGGGUGGACUACGCAAGGUGCCCUCAGAGGUCUGUGUUGCUUUUGCUGGCAGCAGCCCUGUCUGGAGACUUUGAGGAGAUGAUGGAGAUGGGUCUCUGAAGUGGGGAUCUGCCCAGGUGAGUGGAAGGAGCGGUCCAGGAUCAUGGCUAUGCAGUGGUGGUGGUGCAAGAGCUCAGCAAGAGCUGAGGCUUCCCAGCACUGAGCUGAGGCAGAGCCCAUUGAUGGAAGGAAAGGUCAGCGUUCAAAAAAAAAAAAUAAAAAUUCCCUCUUGUUUGCUGCCUGGGCUGGCUCAGAGCAAGCUGGAUCUCCUAAGCAGUGGCUGCUGUUGUGGGUGGACAUGAGGCAGAUCCCAAUGGCUGCGAUCUAGGGUGCUGGCCUUGGAGAACUUGGAGCAUGGGGGAUAUCUGCUGGCGUGGGCUUAGGUGUUGUGCUUCUCCCAGAGUAUUGCCUUCUGCUGUUUGCUGGGGGUGUGACCACCUGGGUGCCACCAGCCUGGCUGAGCCCUGGAGCACCAAGCAAAGGCUACUGUGAUGGAUCUACUGGACAAUGGGCAUCCUGCCUUUGUGUACCACUAACCUCUGGACUCUGUGGUCCCAUCUGCAAAAUCUCCUGGACUUCGUGUUGUGGCAGCUGAACUCUGAAAGACCCUCCCUGGGAUGGGAGGCUGGAGACAGUGGCAGAUUUUCUGUGCCUAAUAACCUGUUGCCUGUUUGUUGGGGUUGUCAUGUAGGACUUUCCAGAAAUAUUUUUUUCUGGGCAAUCUCCAUGCUUCCCAGAGGUGUGAAGUGCUCUUAAAGACCCUCAUGGUUAUGUGGUCUUACUAAACUUCAGUGCUGGCCUAGCUGGCCAAGCAGCCCUGACAAGCUCUCCCCAAGCUAGCUGUUUCCUCCUGGCCAGAGAAGAGCAGGCAGGAGAUGCUCUUAGUUCCUCCAGGUACCUGCUGGGCAGCCAUUCUUGCUGAAUCACACCUGGUGAGUGAACUGGACUGAGAUGCCAUCAGAAGUGACUUCCUGACCUGCGGCCAGCAGUGGCUUUCCCUGGCUAGUUUAACCCAAAGGGAAGCAGCACAGCUCUCUUCCACUCUGGGAAAGGGAGAGAUGCUUGUUUCCUGUGGCCUGUGUGGUGGCUCUGUCUUCAUGAGCUGUAGUGUAGGCUGCUUUCAAGGCCCAGAGUUACAAGACGUUGGAUCAGUGCCUGUUAAAACACUCCUUCUAAGCAACAGGAUGGACUGGUGCCUGUUGUCUUCUGCAUGCUCCUCAAUGUGGUGUGAGAUGUGCUGAUUCUCCAGCUCCCCCUCACCAUAGCUGCCUGGGGAGAUGUCUGUGCUUGAUUUGACUGCAGUAAGGUUUUCUUGGUGGUGAGAUGGGCUGCUGGGGUCUUAGGCAGCAUGCAAGCAUUUGGAUGCUUGUCUCCUCAAUCCAACCCCCUGAAGGACGCUGGAGGCAGAUGACUUGAGUGAAGUGCCUGCUGCUGAGGCUGGAAGUGUGUGUCCAGAGAGCUGUAAUGGAUGACAUUAGUGCCUUGUAGGUGUACCUUUGCAGGCUGUCCCUGCCUGCCCUGGGUCACAUUCCCAUCAGCUGUGUUUCUAGCUGGAGCAGAGCAGCUCUUGCCAGCCACCAAUGUAGUCUGCCCAAGGCUUGCACCCAGUGACCCGCAGCCUGGGGAACAUGGUGACUGGAGUGCUCCUGGCUUGCUGGGGUGAGGCUGUCCCAGCAGCACAGCUGAAGAUGCUGCUCUGUGUGUCAGCUGCUGAUAAUUAGAUGCAGGUCUUGGACAUACUGGUGGGGGUCCUACCAGCUCCCAGGAGCACCACGGAGUGCUCUGUCCCUGCCUGCACAGUGAGCCUUUCUGGUACCUGGGGAGGUGGCUGGGUCUGUUCCAGCUGCAGGGAUAGCUCUGAGCUCCAUGAGAUGCUGGGGCUGGUGGCAGAGCAAAGAUAGGCAGACCUAGAACUAACUAAGAAGGAAAGGCAGGCCAUCCAAGCUAAAGGUGGCUUGAGGAUGGGUCUGCAUGCUUAGUCCUCCCUUCCGACCCCCGCUUUUUCCUGCUGAAGGCAUAGUUUUGGGCAAGACAGGGAAUUUAAAUUCUGAGGGUAACUGGGAGAGACAAUGGAGGACUUGACAAGGACAGUGAAGUGCUGAUGAGGUGUUUAUUUGCCCCAUUUGUCACUUUUUGGUGACUUUUGGGAGUGCUAGCCUUGUGCUGAAGCAAGGGAGAGGCUCUUUGCUUCUGGAUGUUUCACCUGGCCUCUGGAAGGUAGCAGGUAGAGGCACAAAUUUCUCUUCUCCAGCUGUUUCUGGGACAGAUGUUGAAUGUAGCAGCACAAGGCUGGCUGCAGUUGGCUGGUGCUGUCUCAUCCCUAUGGGCAGGCGAGCAGGAGAUGUUUGUAGUGGUGUGGCCAGACUCUUUUCCAACUGUGAGCUAAUGCAGCUCCAGAAGCCACUGUGUCACUUCCAGUAAAAUCCUCCCUUCCUCUGCCUUCCUUGCCUGGUGUUGAAUGUCUCCAUUCACUCUUCCUCAGCUUCCCCCUUGACAGACAUAGUAUUUUGAAAUAACUUAUUUUCUGAAAGCCCUCAGAGAAAUUUGCUCCAUACAGAGAAGUGCUCUGGCUUGGCCUGCUGGGUUGUAAUCCUCUUGAGACAACCCUGUGCAGUCUUUUGUGGUGCUGGCUGCCCCUUCCAGAUGGCUCUGGGAGCCCCCUGUUUGCAGAGCCUCUCUACCCCCUGGGAAAAGCAAGGUGCCUGAGGCCCUUUGAGGGAUGCAAAGGGAAAACUGCCUGGGCAGGUGCCACAGUCCUGGAGAGCAUGUCCUCUUGGCUGGCUGCUGCCUCUGAUCUGUUUAUUCCAUUGUUUUCGGAUGGUUUCAGAAACAUCCCUCCUAGCGAGGGGGUGU
This is a messenger RNA of Falco peregrinus (peregrine falcon), 5284 nucleotides long. It is a transcript of the gene RBPMS2, whose product is annotated as RNA binding protein, mRNA processing factor 2. Gene Ontology annotation, molecular function: mRNA binding; protein homodimerization activity. Lineage: Eukaryota; Metazoa; Chordata; Aves; Falconiformes; Falconidae. The record is from RefSeq and is a predicted model, not a curated record. Bases 286 to 828 code for a protein of 180 amino acids. The transcript has 7 exons. Gene Ontology annotation, biological process: negative regulation of smooth muscle cell differentiation.